Ipomoea triloba (trilobed morning glory) is the source of this 2753-nucleotide messenger RNA. Its product is annotated as transcriptional corepressor LEUNIG-like. The record is from RefSeq and is a predicted model, not a curated record. The coding region runs from base 169 to 2607 and encodes 812 amino acids. Gene Ontology annotation, molecular function: protein binding; transcription corepressor activity. Lineage: Eukaryota; Viridiplantae; Streptophyta; Magnoliopsida; Solanales; Convolvulaceae. The transcript has 18 exons.
UCGCGAAGCGAAGCAGCAAAAUAAGCAUUCAAAACGUCUGAAAAGUUGAAGCGUUCCUCUGAAACACCUUUGAAAGCUUAAACAAAUUUUUCUGAAAGCGUUUUCCGGCUGACAUUCUUUGAGGCCAUUACUCAUUACUCAAGAGUGGUAGUAGCCACGCUCCAUUCCAUGACUAAUCCCAACAUGGAACCAGAUAAAACGUUAGAUGUCUAUAUAUAUGAUUAUCUUGUGAAGAGGAAGUUGACUGCUUCUGCAAGGGCAUUUCAAGCUGAAGCAGGAGUGCCCACAAAUCGGACAGCAAUUGAUACUCCAGGUGGUUUUCUUUUAGAAUGGUGGUCAAUCUUUUGGGAUACAUUCAUUUCUAGGUUCAAAUGCCCUGUUUCAGUAACCAGUGGAUCUCGCAAUGAGAUCCUAAUGCCAAAAGCACAGGAGCGGCAGCAACAACACCAAAGUGCUGAGCAGCAGCAGUUUCAGCAAAUGCAACAAAUAGAGCAACUGAUCAUGCAAAAGCAUAUUGAACAGCAAACGCAGAAACAAAGAGAAGAGACUCGGUUUGAAUGUGGCACUGACCAUGAAACUAAUUCAAGACAAAGCCUUGGGGCCACUAAUGCACUUACCAAAAGUAAAGCUCAUUUGUCUGGGGGGAACAGGAAGAAAUCUGUACAGUCUAGGUGUGGUGAAAACGUUGGUCAGUCUUUGGCUCAAAAUAAUACUUCGAUAUUAAGAUCUGGAGCCUUUGGGGACCAAGCUCCACGUCAAAUACUACAAGGAACUCCUGGUGGCAAUUUAAGAUAUUUUUCUGGAAUGAAGGAUCAAGCUCAGCAACUCCAUGUUCCCCAUCAGGGCACAAAGAAUAUGCUGAAUCCCUUAGCAAACCUCAAGUCUGCUUUCUCAGAUGAAUCAUUGUCUCAACAUCCAGGAUCAAAUCAUGGAGUAAGCAAUUUGCCUUUGAAGGGUUGGCCACUGACGGGAUUAGAACAACUUCAAUCUGGACUUCUUCAGCAGCAUAGCCCUUUGCUUCCUCUUUCUCAACCCUCCCAACAACUUCAGCUGCAGCAGCAAAUUCAAAUGCUUCUUGGUGAUCAGUAUAUGGGUAUCAGGAAUGAUAUGCAAUCAAAUUAUAUGACCAAUAUGGUUCCUGAUGCAAAUUUGCCAGUUCAAGUGGCUCUUCCUCUUUUCUCUCGUGCAGAUGAUACACUAAUGAAGCUGUAUCAGAUUGAAUUGAAUAAUGCCAAUCAAAGCCAACAGCAAUGUCAAAAGUCUACUGUACUUGGUCAUCCAGAAACUUCAAGCUACAAAAUUGCACAGCAAGACAAGGCGAUUGCAACUAGCAACAGUGCUAUGGAUGUCACCUUUUCAAACACCUCUAGAGACAAUGAUCAGAACCAGGCUCUGAGGAAAAGAAAGCGGCCAAUGUCCUCAAACCCAACCAAUAGUUCAGGCACUGCAAAUACCACUGGACCAUCCCAAAGUUCAGCACCCUCUUCCCCAUCAGCACAGACGAUGGAAGAUGUGAUUUCAGUACCUUCAUUGCUUCCUGAUGAUAGCAAGUCACGGGCUCAAAUGUUUUGCAACAGUGGCUCUGAUACAAAUGCAUCGGCAUCUAAUCAAAUGGCUGAUAUUGUUCGUUUGAUAAAUCAUGGAUCUGUGGACGACAAUGUGGAGUCUUUCCUUAAUGAAAACGUGGACACUGAAGAUGUGAUUGCUCAGUGCUUAGAGGAUGUUAGAAAAGAUAUUACAUUUUCUGAAAUUGGAAGCAUUGAGUCUAGUGCUGUUAACUGCUGUGACUUCUCAUCUGAGGGUAAACUGAUUGCAAUCGGCGGAGAUGAUAAUAAGGUUGUUUUAUGGUGCACAGAGUCUCGAGAGCAAAAAUAUAUACUUGAAGAGCACUCAGACAAAAUUACAGAUGUUCGUUUUAGCCCAAGACUGCCCAGGCUUGCUUCAUGUUCCCUGGACAGGAUGAUAAAAAUUUGGGAUGUUCAUAAUUCAGGCCAGUCAAUUCGAACCUUUACUGGGCAUUCUGCCUCCGUUAUCUCAGUAGACUUUCAUCCAAACAAAGAGGAUCUUAUCUGCUCCUGUGAUGAUGUUAGUGCCAUACGAUACUGGACCAUAAAAAAUGGUGGUUGUGCUGGAGUUUCAAAGGUUCGUGCAAGUCAAGUCAGGUUCCAGCCCACCCGAGGAAGGUUUCUUGCUGCAGCAGUAGGAAACGGUGUAUCCUUGAUAGACGUCGAGACUACCCAAACCUGCAGAUACCCUUUGAAGGGACAUGUAUCAAAUGUGCAGUCUGUUUGCUGGAGCUCCUCCGGGGAGUAUUUAGCAUCUUUGAGCGAGGAUUCCGUUAGAGUGUGGAAAAUCGAUUCUGGGGGAGACCAAAAAUGCAUGCACGAGUUAAGUAUAACAGGAAAAAGACUCCGCACUUGCAGCUUUCACCCUACUUACCCUUCUCUGCUAGUAAUCGGUUCUCAUAAGUCCCUGGAGCUUUGGCACAUGGCGGAGAACAAGAUGAUGACCGUGCUCGAGGGACCUAUCUCCACUUUGGCAGUCUCACCAUUUGCUGGUUUAGUAGCUUCUGCAAGUGGUGACAAUAUGGUUAAGCUGUGGAAGUGAAUGUGCCAAAAGAAUGUUUUGUCCAUAAAUACAUCUUUUAGCUUCCUACAGAGAAAAACACCUCUUUUUGUCUGUGGUCUUUUAACAAUAUAAAGUUAUGGUAUAUUUUGGAGAAAUGAAAGAAAAUAUAUACUUUAAGCGGUUUC